CGGAGCAUUUGCAAACGAUGUGAUGUUUGGAGGGCUCGGUUCUCAGCGUGCUUGGCUGUUCUUCCACGAGGGUGUCUGGCCAUAGCCCCGGGACCAGCGUUAGUUUAGCAGUCAGUCGCUACUGUCCUUUAGGUUUGAGUUAGCAGCUGCAGCGUUCUGCUUGUACUAUGGAUACGUGUACCUGGCAGGGCUGUACUGUCACUGUACUACUUGAUAAAUCAGCGACUAAGGUAUAAUUUGCGUGAUUGAUGACUUGGAUGCUGCUUGUGUGUUUCUUACAGUGGGCAGAGGGCAUCACCUGACUGAUGUGUCCCGCACGGAGCUUCCAUACUCAUGGAAGUGCUGUGUUGAGGUGGUUUUGUUCAGGCGUUUUUGUUCUCCAUUGAGAUAACCCCACUAAGUUUUCAGGCCUGCGUUACUGCGUGUUAUAGAUUAAACACGCAGGUGGGUCGCUUCAAUAAACCGAGUGGCUUUGCUUUUCUUUUAGAAAGAUCCUUGUCGUGGACUAAUGGCUUUCAGCCCAGAGGCUGGGAAUUCCCGGGGGUCUGUGAACUGUUUCUAAGGAGCCUGUGAGAGGCAGUGAAGAAAAGAGAACACAUCGCUAGAGGGCUUAGAUUUGCUGAGUGCUAAGCAUUUAGUUUUAGGGUGAGGGGCUUGCAAAUCAGGAUCCAUCACCAUAGAGCGAGGGCUCUGGUUAGUUAAAACUAACGGAGAGCCAAGUAGAUCAGCAUGGGUGAACUUCUGUGCUUCCAGGUUACAUUGCUGGACUGGGGGCUGGCUCAGGAAAUACAAAAGCGAAAGGUUCCUGUGGCAUUGCUCAUAGAUCUCUCUAUGCAUGCAGUUGAAUGCAGUGAAUAACAGGAAUACGUUGUAGCUGCCAGAGUCAGCGCUGCCUCUGGAAUGUUUCCUGUCUGCCUAGUAAUCUUUUAAUUAUUUCUACUCCUGAAGCCUGAUGCUGUCCCUUAGCACGGCCUGAUGCUGUCCCUUAGCACGGCUCUUGGGGUUCUGCAUGUUUAAUCUGUAAAGCUCCAUGCAAUCAUUAGCAGGCAUCCUUUGCUCUAUAGGCUACUGUAGAAGUGAGGCCUAUACAAGGCACACACGUCCUUGUGGGCACUGAUGGCUGCUUCUGCUUCUGGAUGUGUGUGUAACUCCAUAUGGUGCUUCUGGAUAUUUGAAACUCCGUGCACGAAUGGGCCUAUCGUGAGGAGCAGAGCUCCCCCAACUCCUGCCCCUGGAAGGACUCCUUGCAAGUGAAGUGCACUUGCUCCCCAAGGACCAGGCCUCACUAAUGACUGGGAAGCAAAGAGUACUUAGGAAAGCACUUUUAUCACGGACUCCACCUCAGGAGCGCCAGGAACUCGUCUUCUAAACAGAAUCCUCGUGGACCCCAUGUCUGCUGCAAUGGAUACAGAAUCAACGUAUUCGGGAUACUCCCACUACUCAGGUCACUCCAAAAAAGCCCACAGACAAGGGAGUCGGGACAGGCACAAAUCCCCACGAAGCAAGGAUGGCAGUCGGUCUGAGAAGUCUGUCACUAUCCAGACACCUCCUGCAGAACCGCUGCUCGGGAAUGACGCCUCUCGAACGGAGGAAGGCCAGGAUGACAAUUGGGGUGAGACCACAACAGCAAUCACAGGUACCUCUGAGCACAGCAUUUCCCAGGAAGACAUAGCCAGGAUCAGUAAGGAUCUGGAGGACAGUGUUGGCUUGGACUGCAAACGUUACCUGGGUUUAACAGUGGCAGCUGUUCUCGGACUCCUCGUCUUCCUUACCCCCAUCGCCUUCAUUCUUUUGCCCCAGAUCCUGUGGCGGGAUGAUCUGGAGCCGUGUGGUACUGUCUGUGAGGGACUGUUCAUCUCUGUGGCAUUUAAACUCCUCAUUCUUCUGAUUGGGACCUGGGCUCUGUUUUUCCGCCAGCCCAAGGCAGACAUACCGAGGGUGUUUGUAUUCCGGGCCCUCUUGUUGGUCCUCAUCUUCCUGUUUGUGUUUUCCUACUGGCUUUUUUAUGGCGUUCGCAUCUUGGACUCCAAGGACACCAACUACCAAGGAAUAGUGCAGUAUGCAGUGUCUCUGGUGGAUGCACUGCUCUUCAUUCAUUACCUGGCCAUUGUCCUGCUAGAGCUACGGCAGCUGCAGCCCAUGUUUACUGUCAAGGUUGUUCGUUCAACAGAUGGAGAAUCGCGAUACUACAGCUUGGGGCACUUGAGCAUUCAGCGAGCUGCACUGGUGGUUCUGGAAAAUUACUACAGAGAUUUCCCCGUCUACAACCCAGCGCUGUUAACAGCCUCCAAAUCCCGUGCUGCCAAACACAUGGCUGGCCUGAAAGUCUACAAUGUUGAUGAAGGCCCAGGGAACAACGCCUCGGGGCAGUCCCGUGCCAUGAUUGCAGCUGCAGCCCGGCGCAGGGACUCCAGCCACAACGAGCUCUACUAUGAAGAGGCCGACCACGAGCGCCGAGUUAAAAAGCGUCGUGCAAGGCUUGUGGUUGCAGUGGAGGAGGCUUUCACUCAUAUCAAACGCCUCCAGACAGAGGAACAGCAAAAAGCUCCAGGAGAGAUGAUGGACUCUCGAGAAGCAGCCCAGGCAAUCUUCCCAUCCAUGGCAAGAGCUCUGCAGAAGUAUCUUCGCACCACCCGCCAGCAGCAGUACCACAGCAUGGAGAGCAUCCUGCAACACCUGUCCUUCUGCAUCACCAAUAACAUGACACCAAAGGCAUUCCUGGAGCGUUACCUCAGCCCCGGCCCAACCCUCCAGUACGACAGGGAUCGCUGGUUCUCCAAGCAGUGGACACUCGUUAGCGAGGAAGCAGUCACAAGCGGGUUGCAAGACGGAAUUGUUUUUGUCCUCAAGUGCUUGGACUUCAGCCUCGUUGCUAAUGUGAAGAAAAUCCCCUUCAUCAAACUCUCUGAAGAGUUCAUAGACCCUAAAUCUCAUAAAUUUGUCCUUCGCUUACAGUCCGAGACUUCAGUCUAAGGGAUUUUGAGGGUGGGUUGUUUAGAAAUGUUUUUUUUUUUUUCCUCACUAUUGUGCUUUUGGGUUUUAUUUCCCUAAUGCUGACUGAAACUGGCAGAUGAUGGACCAGUAAUAUUUGACCAUCUGCACUUUAUUUGGAAAGGGGUGGAGGGAGCUGGGAUAUCUUAUCUAGAAAGGAAUAUCUUAAGAGGCGACAGGGUGGCUUGGCUUGGUUAGCUCAGCCUUGGAGACAGAACAGAUAUUUUUUUUUCCCCUUUCCAGGCAUAUUGUAAAUCUCACGCUCUCUUUCUCUGCACAGUUGCGACGUCUGUAUUUCUGUUGGAAUGCUGCCUUACAUCCUGUGUGCGUGUGUGCUCUUCUGUCCCUGCUUUUGCUACCUGUAUCUCUCUCUGAGAACAGGCUGCUCACCUCUCCGCCUCAGAAGUCUGCUUGUACAGAGAGAACUUCCAGUUUCUUUUCAUGUGGGAGCUGGAGAGUGCGAGAGGUUUCCUUCUAUCAGCUGCGUAAUUGUAAGACUGAAGAUCUGUUGAUGUUUUUUUCUUGCUCUCCGUGUGUCCUCUUAUCAGUGCUGGACCUGUGUGAACACAGUGGGAUGCUUUUGCCGUCUGUUUCUGUCUCUGUGAAGUUGCUUGUGUCGACCUGGAUCAGCCCAUCUUGCUGCUAUUCUGAAUUCUUUUUAGCUGCGCUUGUUAGCAAAACAGUUCUGCAUGCAACAGCUCCUUUUUCUCUCAGUAUUCAGUCCCUCUUGCUUGUCCCCUUCCUUUGCCAGGCGCUCCAAAGCUCCCCAGUCUGCUUUCCAAACGUGUUUCUCUAGCCCUAGUGCCCUCGGGGUCUGCCUUACUGCUUCUUCCUCUCACACCUGCAGGGGCUGCACAUUUGCACAGGGUGGGUAAGUAGCUGGCUCCUUCUCAGACGCAUCACAGACACUUCUAGCUCUGCAGCCCUGCAGAGGGGAAGAAGAAAGUGCGCAGGAGUUUAACCCUUUAUAUCCAAGGGCUUCAGUGUGUCUGGAAGACAGACAGGCAAAAACACUUCCCUCCUCGACGAGGAGAGCCAGAGAUGGGCUGGCUCUACUGCCCUCCUCUUGCUUUGAAGAACUGCUGUGAUCUUGAAACGCAUGUCCUUCCUUGCCUUCAGCUAUAGCUGGGAAAUACCAAACUGAAUGCUGAAAAGCUGCCUACCUUCCUUGGCCUUCUGCUGUGGGGGUCUUCUGAGUUCUCAGUGCCAGGGUAGCCUGCUGCUUCUCUGUUCUUGUGAGAGAUGUUUAGCUCUUAAAACUGCAGUUUUGUCUUGAAAGCCUUCUUUGCCCAUCAGUGCAUAACUUCUGUGUUGUCUGAGUUUUGUGGGGUUUUGAAAGGUUUCUUUGUAAGAUGAGCCUGUCUGGAUGCUAGCUCUGAGCAUUGUGUGACUCCAGAGCCAUCUCCGGGCCUGGCAGUGACCUGUCUUCAGACAGGCCCCUCCUAGAAGCCCUGGUCUGUGGUGACAGGUUAAAGUGGAAAUGCUGGACUCAUCCUGCCCAGUCUUUUGCCAUGCAAAGAUCUGUAUAUCUGUAUCUGGCAUGAACCAACCUGCCUUCCAUGGAAAUCUCUUACUGCAAAGUGCCCUGUUGACAAAGUGCAACCAAUGCCUUUCACUGCAUUAUCUUAUGUGGGGACCUGUGAUAGCUCCCCACAGCUGCUUUUGCCUUCCCCAGGCCUUCCUUGGGCUCCAUCAUCAGUCCACUGGGCUGCUUCCCUGUUCCAGCAGCAGUAGUUAAAAAGAAGCCACAUAUCCAGCAGCACCAGUUGGUCCUUUGGGGCCAAGGGAUCUACCAGCCACUUGAACUCUCUGGUGAGGUCCCAGGUGGAGAUUCCCACAGCCAAGUGUCACCUCUGGUCUUUGCAGCCUUCUGCUGCUGGCAGCUUUCAUCUGAACGUGUAAUACCUCCGUCCUGUAGUCUCUGUGUGAUGUGCCAGAAUUGGUUGUGAGGAAACAAAAUGUGUGUGAUGAGACCAAGCCAUCUAUGCCCUGUAAAGCAUGAGAUGUAAGUGGAGUUUUCCUUGUCUAAAAUCAAUGCCUGAGUUUCUUUCUAGGUCAGACUUUCUUGCAGUCUGUGUCUGUACAGGGAUUUUUCUACUGACUGUGGCCUUUGCAGUAUUUCAGUUUGGAAAAACACAGAUUUAUUCCCUCCUUAAAAACAAAACCAACAAAAAAGGUGAUGGAGCAUGUAGUAUCUCACACGUAGCUCUCCUAAAGACCUAUAUAUUUGGCUUUUAUGAUGUGCAUUACCAGCUGGGGCAGGAGAGACUGGGAGUAGCAUGGGCACUACAAAGCACUUCUGCCUAUGGCUGAACCGGCUUGGAUGUGUGCAGCCAGAGAGAGAAUCGCUGUGCUGGGGGCUUGGGCGUGCCCCAUACAUGGGAGCACCUUGGUUUGGGCACUGCUCCAUAAAACCUUCCUUUCCCAGGAUUUCCUCUCCCCGAUGAAUGGGCCUGUCUGACAGUGUCUGCUCAGGAAACUCUUGUCUUAAUCCUAAGUUGCAUUGAGUCCUUAAACACAUGGAAAGCCAGAUGGAAGCAGGGCAUGAUCGCUCUGGGUCUGCUUCCUAAUCUGUGCUGCCUUCUCUGCUGUCAGCAGGGCCAGCUCCUGCUUUAAACACUCUUCCCAGUGUCGAGGUGAAUGCUUUGCUUAAUAAAAUCUUAACGAGGGAGUUUCACCUCUCAGUCUGCUUACUACAGAAUUGCAACCUGUUCCGGGCUGAGGACAGACUAUAAGGGAACAUGAAUUCCUGGGUAUCCCCAGGGGUUUUUUUUAAUGAUUUUUUAUGUUUCUCCAGCUCUCCGUUUGGGGACUUGUUUCCCCUUCUCAUGUGAAAUCAAGGGACCACGGUCAUACCUACCUCACUGGGGUGUUCUGAGGCUAAACUCAGUGGUGCAUCACAAAGUGCUUUGAAAUCCACGUAUGGAUCUGUGGAGUCUGUAGGAACUCAGGCUCUUAGUAAAAAUCCUAAGCAGUGAGAGCAGACUGGUUUGUUUAAUUCUGUUUAUAGCCAGCUAAUGAGUAAGAAUUGAGUCACGGGGAACAAAGCUCUGAUCCAAAUCCUGCAGUCCUUACUCCUGGAAGGCUUGCCAAGAGCUGAGCAUAAAUAAGGCUUGUACAGUUUGCCAGUCGAGCACAGGCUGCUUCCCUCCAAACGCCUCCUAUUCUGCACCAUCUCCUUGUGUGUACUUCUCCCUCCUGUCUCCCAAGCCCGUAUGCUCAUACCUAACAGGGAAUUGGCUCUUAGAAAUGGGUGUUUUUUGAGAUAACCCUCUUUGUGGUGAAGCUGAUCCCAUGCCCCUCGGAGGAGGACCUUAUGGUGGACCAUUCAGUAGGGUGCUGUGUUGGCCCACUCCUCUUUUCCAUAUGUGAUUUUCAAGUUACGCUGCUCAGACGGUUUAAAGACUUGUUUUUGUUACAGCCUGAAUCCAAAACCAUGCUGAGAUCUUCCAAAACCAGAUGCAACAAAGACUUUCAGAUGCUCCAAGGCAGAUGGAAAUGACUAUGUGGUUUCCACAAAGGUUGACUCUCUCUUAUGGCCGAAGAAUGGAAAGCUAGGGUUUCUUGUAGCUGGGGUGGUAGACCUUGGCACCCACACACCUUGCAUGAAGCAGAGUAUCUGCUGAAGGUGUACCGUGCAUGGAAGAGUGGCAGAGCAAGGUCAGCUCUGCUUUGGGGUUGUGCUUGGCUCUUUCAAAGCAGCAAGAGAAAUCCACUCUGGAGUGGCAUCUUGGAGACAGAUUUCAGCUUUUCCUCUGGUGUUCUGCUACCUCUGAAGUCUUCUGUUGAGUUCUCUGCUGAGGAUGAACAGAUACCAGGUGGGAUGUGUAGUGCUGGCCUGUGGCUUGGAGCCUGAGACAGCUCAGGGUAAGACACAAGUCUAAGGGAGAGCUGAACAAAUUGCAACCCUCAGAGAGCUUUUCCUCUUUUGCUUUGGGAUGCUCCACACCAAGUGUAGUGAUCCUGCUGUUUCCAAGCAUGCCAGAAGCUGUGGAGAAGCAGUUUCUACAACUGGCUGUGCAGAAGGUAGCUUGUAAAAGUCUUGUUUGAGCUGUGCUUGUUCCAACGCUUGUUAGUGAAGAAACUGGAAAGAUCUAUACUAUGCAAAAUGUGGAAACCUCCUCAGGCCAAUUUCGUUUUGCUCACAGAAACUUUUCAAUCUCCUCUUAUUUUAUAAAGGUAAAUCAGAGAUCUCGCAGUCUGUUGAAGAAUGCUGCUGUCUGGCCCCAGGCUCUGCUCAGCUCGGCCCUGCCGUCCAAGAGGUGUUUUGAGAUGUUUGUACAGAUGUCCGUUUUCUCAUUCAGCUUGCGUGUGGAUGUGCUUCUCCCUUUAUAGGUGUAUGCGUUGUACAUGUCUAAAGCCUCGAGCCAGGCUUGGCGGUUCAGUGUUUGAGUUGUGAAGAAGGAAGCGCUCUUGGGAUCAGAUUGUUUUGUUGUUUGAAAUAAUCUGUUCUCCUAAAAGAGAGGGCUUUUUUUUUUGAGCCUUGAAAUCUCCUUUAGGAACAUGCAUCCUUCCGUGCUGGGGCUGCUGCCUCAGAUAGAUGGGGACCAAAAGUUGCUGUUUCCAACCGCUGCUGUGGAUCUCAUUGAAUUUACUCCUGAUGGGUCCCCCCCAGCACCAGUUUAUCUGCCUGUCUGUUUCCCUCCAAGAGGCGGGGUGUGCUGAUCCAUGCGCUGCAGUGCAGCCCUAUGGGCAGUGCAUGAUGCUGGGGGUGUACUCUGCUACCCCUCAGCGUCUUCCCUUGGCAGCUUUCACCAUUGGGAGCAUCUCCUGCCUGCACACAGGGAUACUGCAGCUCGCUGCCUGCUAAGACCCUGCUGUGAAGGGAUCUUAUACUCUUCUGUGCCUGUUCCUUUGAUUCAGUCUUAUUGUGUCUUGGGGUAGGGGAUGGGAGCCAGCUCUCUUCCUGCCCCCUUUUUUGAUCACUGUGUAAUACUCUUUUUCUACGCAUACUGUGUACAGUAAGAUGGGUUUUGCCAAGGUUUUCUAAUUAACAGACACUAACCAGCAUUUCUUUUGUUGUUGUUGUUGUUUUUCCUCCUUUUUUUGCACACGUGACUUUAACUGCAGUGGUACAUUGUCUUUCAGUUCCUUUUCUGAUCGUGGCCUUUAGUAAGCAAAUUCCUGGUGUCUGUGAUAUUAAUGCACUGUGGGUCUCUCGUCUAAGUAAGUCGUUCUGUUCCAAGCUGGGUUCUCUUCAGUUUAUAGCUGGAUGGGUUUUUGUUGUUUUUAAACUGAAACAUAAAACCGUUUUACACUUUGCAUAUUUUGUACAGUAAAGUUCUGGAAAUAAACUGAAACCAGAUUUGAUCGUCCCA
Messenger RNA from Coturnix japonica (Japanese quail), 8309 nucleotides. NCBI's taxonomy places the organism in Eukaryota, Metazoa, Chordata, Aves, Galliformes, Phasianidae. The record is from RefSeq and is a predicted model, not a curated record.